AGGACAAGAAUAAGAAUGGCAGCUUGUGACAUCGCGUCUUCCGCUGAAAUCGAAGAUUUCCUUCACUGUGCCUUGGUGUCGUGGCUCGAAUUAUACCUUCCAAAAUCUGAAUUAAUUUCCGGAUAUGCGUCGCUCUUAGAUGGAGUAAUUAUAAAUUGGGUUUGGCAGAAAGUGGACCCAGAUCCGCUGCAUUCAAUAUUACCCUUGGAUAACGCAACCGGACCUGAUUUAGCGACCGCAAGGACGAAAAACUUCGAAGCUAUCGUGCAGAAUAUUCGAGACUUCUACGAAAAUGAGCUAGACCAGGUGAUACUGGCCUUACCCGAUUGUUUCAGUAUCGGAUUCAAACCGGACAGCAAGACCGGCUUAGAACAGUUGAAAUUGCUGAUAACAUUAAUCCUUGGGGCAGCUGUGCAGUCUUCCCAGAAGGAGGUGUUUAUCGAAAAAAUCAAAGAGUUGGAUGAGGCCACCCAACAUGAGAUUGUCGAAAUGAUUAAGCUUGUCAUCGAUGAGAGUAAUUUGGUUUUGAGUAAGGACAACUUGUGCUUGCUUCAGGAAGAUGCUUUGUUCAAUAGUUUCAAAGCUAUGCAAGAUGAACGUAACUUUUACUACUUCAAAUGGAUAUCUGCAGUCACCGACAUCGAAAAAAUCGGCCCUGAAAUAACAAAAAUUGCAUCUUCCGCGUCCUCAAUUGCGGCCAGUAAAAACUGUGAAAUUACCGAGCUAAAGUCAACAAUUCGCGAGCUGAAGCGAGAACUAACUGAAAAGGCAGAUGUUAUCCUUGAACUGACAGCGGAAAUCGACCUCAAAAUAAAGCAAGCAGAGAAGCUACAGAGCGAGAAGCAAGAAUUGUAUGCAGAAGCGAAGCGGGCAAUCGCAUAUCGGGACGAACUCGACGCAGCUCAUGAGAGGAUCGAACAGGCAGACCAUCUUGAAACUGAAGUGCGGAAAUUGCGAAAAAAGCUUUCCAAUGCGGAGUUCUAUAAGGCUAGAGUCGAUCAGCUUCUUGAAGAUAACCGUCUUCUUAAAGAGACUAAGGAUAUUCUGGAAGAUCAACUUGAACGUGAUCGUCAACUCUCCGAACAGAUGUCAGUGCUAGAAUUGCAAGUCAACGACUACAAAGAAAAAUUGAACGAGAUAGUCCUAGAACGCAAUGCUGAACAAGCCAAGUUUGAAGAGCUGAUUAUCGAAAAUACCCAACUGCAUUUAUCCAGGCAUUCAUUGUCAGCGAAAUCUGAUCUGGAAGUUUCAUUUUGUGAUGUCUCCACCGAACAUAUGGAUAUUAGUCUCUCAGAUGAACUGAGAAAUAGCGUCCAAGCUAAGCUUCUAGCAUUAGAAUUGGAAAAUUCUAGACUAUUGAAUCAGAUAGAAGUUGUAAAGGAUACUUCAGCGGCAGAGUCUAUAGUGGCAGAGCUUGUAGACCUACAGAAAAAAUACAAAGAAGAAUUAGGAAAUGACAAACAACUCGAUCUGGCUAUCGAGCAGAACCGAAAAUUGUUGAAUGCCCUCCGGUCACAUAAAAAGACAACAGAUCAACACUCUGAGGAAAUACGUAUAGUAACUGAGCAAAGAGAUACGCUGAAAUCCUACCUGAUAAGGGCCCAGAAGAAGCUGAAGGAGUUGGCCGAACAGAACAAAGAUCAAGCCGGAAAGAUCAAUCAAUUAAACCUAAGAUUGGUAAAACUAGUCGAUUCGGAACAAAAGGUUCAUGACCUGCAGGAACAAAUCGAAAAACUAGCAUCCCAACAAGUUGCAAACGAGACCCAAAUCAACAACAUGCAAAAGGAGCUUGAACUUCAAACUAAAACGAAUGAUGCCAUCAAAAAAAAUCUGCAAAAGUUAGGAUUUAACGCCCCUGCCUUCGAAAGCCCAGAUAUAGAAGCAUUUCUGAUGUCAGGCAAAGUAUUCUCCACGCCUGAAGUGCGUAAAAAAUUCCUGAAAAUAGCUGGGAUAACAUCAAGCGAUCUGCCUGCCUCGUCGUUCAGAGAUAAUCCUUUAAUUGUCAAAGUCUCAACUUUGGAGUCAAAACUGAGCUCCCUCCAACAAGUGAACAAUCAACUGGCCUCGAAUAAGGAUAGACUCAUUAAACAAAUCGAAGCAUUGAAGCAUGGCCAGCCAUGUUGGGUCCGUGAUCAAAAUCACUGGGAAAAACGCCAUGUCCGCCUCAACGUUAGUUUAACCAAAGCUUUGAAGGAUCCAGAAACCUUAAAAAAAAUGAUACUUGAUCUUGGAGAUAAGGACGUGGACCUCAAGCAUUUUCUUGAGAAGCUAGAGAAGGCCAAUCCUGAGGAAUUAGACGCCCUUAAAGCUGACUACGCAAAACUAACUGAAGAUUUUUCAGCUCUUUUUAAAACAUGCAACCAAUACAAAAACGACUACGAAACUCUGAACGCUGAAUAUGAUACGAUUCAAACCGAAAACGAACGUCUCAAGGAGCAAAUUAUUGAACUCAGUGAAAAAAUCGAGGACAUUGUAUAUGCGGAGAAUGACUACACGUCGCUCGCUGAUCGUUGUGAGAUGCUAAUGACAAUGAACGCAAAUCUAACCAGGGAGCGUAAGGUUUUAAUGGAAAACGUCUCCAAACUCUUUACUCAAUAUCGCGAAUUAUUAAGCCACACCUUGGAGGACAAGCAGUUCUAUCACGACGCUCGUGAAAAUUAUCUGCAAAAGGUUUCAGAGUUGAAAUUUCACAAGGAGCGCUUGGAAAUGAAAAUUAUAGGUCAACAUUUAACUGCAGAAAAUGCAACAAAAAAGAAAGAGACCAGUCUCAUCAAACGAGUGAAAAAAGUUGGCAGUGACCUAUUGAGUAAGGUUCCAACGCGUAGUAGGAAAUCUUUGACUGAUGAGUCCAGUUCAACUCCGUCGAAACUUCAACAAAACGAUUCGGAGUCUGUAAGUCCAGCAUCUGAACCGUCCUCAGGAUCUGUGCAGGAUACUUAUUCUGAUCUAAGUACUCAGUCAUCAGUCAGUCAUGGCGAUUACAUCGAACCGGCUGAACCUGAGGUCGAGGAUAAUCGAAGAAAUUCGAACUAUGCAUCGCCUGAGACGUCGGGGGAGCCGAUAAAUAGUUUGGACUCUCUGCGACCGGGAUAUCGGAAACCGAUUUAUGUGAAUGAGAGUAAGUCGGAAAAAUGAGAUCGAUUGGAUAUAAAUUUAGAUUUAAGUAUUUGAUGUAAUUUAACUGUAGCAUUAAUAGUUUAGGGUUAAAGGAAUAAAAAAAAUUUACAUGAAAAAAA
Hermetia illucens (black soldier fly) is the source of this 3236-nucleotide messenger RNA. RefSeq names its product girdin-like. Gene Ontology annotation, cellular component: cytoplasm; centrosome. Gene Ontology annotation, biological process: cytoplasmic microtubule organization; cytoskeleton-dependent intracellular transport. The record is from RefSeq and is a predicted model, not a curated record. Lineage: Eukaryota; Metazoa; Arthropoda; Insecta; Diptera; Stratiomyidae. The transcript has a single exon. Gene Ontology annotation, molecular function: microtubule binding; dynein light intermediate chain binding. The coding region runs from base 16 to 3135 and encodes 1039 amino acids.